Molecule: messenger RNA, 1715 nt
Organism: Columba livia (rock pigeon)
Lineage: Eukaryota; Metazoa; Chordata; Aves; Columbiformes; Columbidae
Gene: KRR1
Product: KRR1 small subunit processome component homolog
Exons: 10
Coding region: 64-1218 (384 amino acids)
Cellular component (GO): small-subunit processome; nucleolus
Molecular function (GO): RNA binding
Source: RefSeq, a predicted model, not a curated record
CUGGGACUACCGCUCCCGGCGUGCACUGCGCCCUCCCUCCACCACCCGCUUCCGGCGCCGGGCAUGGGGGACAUGGCGGAUCCUCCUGAGGCGGCCGCGGCGGGGGCGAAGCAGAAAGAAAAACAAAAACAUAAGAACAAAAAGAAAGCGGCGACAGUUGAUGAAUCUGAACUUCUCACUGUGCCAGAUGGAUGGAAAGAGCCGGCGUUUACAAGAGAAGAUAAUCCCAAAGGGCUGCUGGAAGAAAGCAGUUUUGCAACGUUAUUCCCCAAGUAUAGAGAAGCAUACUUGAAAGAAUGCUGGCCACUUGUCCAGAAAGCCUUGGAUGAACAUUAUGUGAAUGCAACACUGGAUCUAAUUGAAGGAAGCAUGACUGUCACUACCACUAAGAAGACUUUUGAUCCAUAUGCAAUCAUCAGGGCUAGAGAUUUAAUAAAACUUCUGGCAAGAAGCGUUCCAUUUGAACAGGCAGUUCGUAUCCUUCAAGAUGACGUUGCAUGUGACAUCAUUAAAAUAGGCUCUCUGGUGAGGAAGAGGGACACUUUUAUAAAAAGAAGAGGACGACUUCUUGGUCCAAAAGGAUCUACUCUGAAGGCCCUGGAACUGUUAACAAACUGUUAUAUUAUGGUGCAAGGCAACACUGUUUCAGCUCUUGGACCCUUUAGUGGGCUAAAAGAGGUUAGAAAAGUUGUUCUGGACACCAUGAAGAAUAUACAUCCCAUAUAUAACAUUAAGACUUUGAUGAUCAAGAGGGAAUUAGCAAAAGAUCCUGAACUGAGAUCACAAAGUUGGGAAAGAUUUUUGCCCAAGUUCAAGCGGAAGAACCUGAAAAAACGCAAGGAACCAAAGAAGAAAAAUACUAAGAAGGAGUACACACCAUUCCCACCUCCACAGCCAGAAAGCCAGAUUGAUAAAGAAUUGGCAAGUGGUGAAUACUUCUUGAAAGAAAGGCAGAAGAAACGGAAGAGAAUGGAAGAGAUAAAGGCAAAGCAAGCAGAUGCAACCAAGAAAAGACAAGAAGAAAGAAAUAAAGCUUUUAUCCCACCAAAGGAAAAGCCAGUUGUGAAAACAAAGAAAGCCUCCACUGAGAAAAAAGUUGAUAUUGAAGCCAUCAAGGAAAAGGUAAAGAAUGCAAAGAAGAAGAAAUUAGGAGCACUUCCUGUGGAACAAGUCAAGUUAAAAAUGGCAGCAGAUGAAAAGAAAAAAAAGAAAAAGUAAUUCACCACCCAAGAUGCUCAUUUGUCUCCUACAUUAAUGAACAUUUUCAUACUUGGAGGAUUUGAGGCUUCUUGCUGUCAGUGUAAUGUGGACAAGAAAAGACUGGGUAGAAAGAUUAUUCUCUUUUCCUAAGUACGUUUUAAUAGGUGGACCUGAAGCAGCUGUGCAAAAUUGUGAAAGUUGGUGAAGAAAAUUUGUGCUGCUGUGUUGUUUGAGAAAAUAAAAGCAUGUACUUGGAUAAUAUCUAUCUGCCUAAAGAGGUUUCGUAAUAGAAACAUUUAGGAGUAUGCGGGAUGUUAAAUAUUAACAUCAGAGAACUCAGUGGGAGUUUAAGGUAACUCUUCUGUGAAAGACAACCAAACCACAUGCAGCCUCACUUGUGGUGAUAACUUUUGCAGACAGGGCAAGAUUUAUUACUAUAUUAUGCUUUUGUUUCUGUAAAAGCUGAUUAUUUUUGUGUCUGUUGUCUUGUUAAUAAACUAUUUUAAUACAUUGUU